This is a messenger RNA of Nelumbo nucifera (sacred lotus), 1027 nucleotides long. RefSeq names its product histidine-containing phosphotransfer protein 4-like. Lineage: Eukaryota; Viridiplantae; Streptophyta; Magnoliopsida; Proteales; Nelumbonaceae. Gene Ontology annotation, cellular component: cytoplasm; nucleus. Gene Ontology annotation, molecular function: protein histidine kinase binding; histidine phosphotransfer kinase activity. Gene Ontology annotation, biological process: phosphorylation; cytokinin-activated signaling pathway; phosphorelay signal transduction system. The record is from RefSeq and is a predicted model, not a curated record.
CCUACUUGCCUCUGCCCCCCUCUACUAUAUAUACGCGACCUUUGCUAGCUCUCUCUUCAUUCCAACUUUCAAGCUCUCUUCCUCUUAGCCCUUUCCCUCUCCCUCUCUAUCACCCUAUCUCUCUCUAGCUCCUGGAGAGUAUUUUGCGUCUCUGUCUCUUUCCCUAUAUAACUACUUUUUGAAGCCCUCAGCCCUCAACUCAUCUCCCCCUCCUCUCUCUCUCUCUCUCUCUCUCUGUUCUUACGUUUCCUUCGCAUAUAUACAAAGGAUGGAUUUGAAACGCCAGGCUGCUUACAUGAGAAAGUCUCUCUUUGAUCAGGGUUACCUUGAUGAGCAGUUUAUCCAGUUGGAGGAUUUGCAGGAUGAUGUUAAUCCUAAUUUUGUGGAGGAAGUUGUGACAUUGUUCUACAAGGAUUCAGCUAGAUUGAUCCUUAACAUAGAGCAGGCAAUGGAGAGAAGCCCCCUUGAUUUCAAUAAGCUGGAUACUUACAUGCACCAGUUUAAGGGGAGUAGUUCAAGCAUUGGAGCUAGAAAGGUAAAGAGCGAGGCCACACAGUUCAGGGAGUUCUGCAAGGCAGGAAACGCAGAGGGAUGCAUGAAGACUUUCCAACAACUGAAGAGAGAAUAUACAACUUUGAAGAAGAAGCUUGAGACUUAUUUUCAGGUGGUGAGGCAAGCUGGACCCGCUGAGACAGCAUGUCGCCCCAAGUGAGGCCUGGAACAAGAGAAACCAAUAACCAGAAUGACAAGGACAACCAUAACUAAGCAAGGUGGCCAAAAAGUGAUCGAUUCUUGAAUUCCAACUGCAUUUGCAUCCAAGUUCAGUCGCUCAUUUAAAAUGGAGGGGCCUACGCCUAGCUAGUUACUAUAGAUUUAUUUCUCUGUUUUAGCUUAGGGUGCCCAAUAGCAUUAUUAUUAUUAAGUUAUGUGAGAUUUUAAUCUUAAUUUCAAGGCUUUAUGUUUGUUCAUCAUCUCAUAGAUUUUAUUGUCGUAGCAGUUAUAUACGUUGCUUGCUUGCUUGCUUUCA